AUGGACCUUCUGCGUGUCCUCGUAAAGAAAUUUGGUCUCACCGGCAGCCCUCACAACGACCACUCAUCUACUACUUCUUCCCCAACUUGCAUUUCCCUCCAAUAUUCUCAGUCGAACGUGGGUGCUAAACGUCGUGAUGCAGAUGUGGCCGCAUCACAAAUUACAAAGUCACGAGUAGGCUUGCAACUGGCGAUUUAUGUUACUUACGACGUACAAUCACCGAGCUUGUUUUGGAAAAGUCAAAAGUGGAAACUUGGCCAUAAAACAGUCGGUCUAAACAAGACACAUUUUCAUGGUCUAUGGUGGGAUAGGUUUUUCGGAUAUACAAGGCAUUCUAACGGGUGAGCUCUAUCGAAACAAAAAGAAGGCACACAACGCACUGCUGUAGAAAUGAUUCCCAGACUGAAGGACUUAAAAAAUCUGCAAUUAUGUUGCUAAAUCAGAGUAAAGCUGGAAUGGGUAAGGGGAGGGAGCAAAUGAGUUCACCUGGCUUCGUGCCUUAAUCAGCCACUAACCAUUCUUGCAUAUUUAUACUACCGUGAGCACGAAAUGCGAAAAACUUCUCGGACGGACAGGCCUGACAACAGUUAAAAUGUCAUGGGAUGGGAAUCAGACGUGAGUUGGCCAAAAGAGGGGUGCCAAAGGGGCUGGCCAGACUAAAUUAGGAGAGCAGGGUGGCUAGUUGCAUUGAAUACGAGUCAGUCUUGCGAGGGGGCAUGAACAGUUGGGAGGGAAUAGAGAGGAUUUUGCGUGGUGGUGAUAGGUCUACUAGGCAAGUCAACGUUGUACAGCUCUAGUUUUUCUGAAUCGUCGACACCUCUGACUACUUUUUGUGUGCAGAAAAGAACUCAAAACCCAAAGUUUGGUAAACCGUGUUGUCCUGCCCGAAUGGCCAACUUUCAUUCAUAAUUAACUAUACAGCCAACUUGAGUUAUUCUGGUCGCUCCAUUCCGGCUCAGUCAUCUGUUUGACUAACAUCCUACAUGGUUUUGACCUUUGUCAUACAAGUGGUUGAUAGAUCACUUUCGCAUUUCAUACCCAUGCUGGUACAGGUGAUUUUAGAUUAUCAGAGGGAUUUCUAAGUAUAAAACAAAUAAACUAAUAGCUAUCCGGGCGUUUCCAGAGGUCUAGGCAGGGUCUUUAUACUCCUGCGACCAUAGAGAAUUCGAAAUAACAGAAAGCAUAAAUAAAGGACUCAGUUAACUUCUAGAGUGGCAUCUUAUACUGUACACAGCGUAGGUCACCGUAUAUACGACAACGGGGGUCUCGGCCAUUCACAUCUAGUCCUGGUUUGAAGGAUGGGCCUUUUCUACAGACUCUCUGGAUGAUGCGUCUACUAAGAGGCAGCAAAGAUAAUGUAUCCCAGGUAAGAACAUUAAAUGGGUCCUACAAUAGAACACAAUCUUUGCAGAAAAAUCCACCAAAUCGCAUUUUAUCAAGACCAAAUAGGUAAACUUGGCAGCCUUAGAUGCAUGGGCCGUGUAUAUAGUGGGCCUAAGAAUCAACUUCAAUGAAAGGCCGGUCAUGACAUGCUGGGGCUGUCAGAUUGACGAGUAAUGACGCAACUCACACCGAAAGCAAAGCGAACUGCACAUAAUUGUUUCCAAAGAUAUGAUUAUCUACGUUAUUCAACAAUAACCCCGUACUCAGACCAUCGUAGAUUUUUCGCCUGAAUCUUCAGCUCUUCCUAACUCUACCGUGGAUGUGCUACCUAACUAGAAGUGUUGAGACAAACGGCAGCUCGAGCCGGCUGAUUUUUUAAGGGAAAUCAGCACGUAAAAGGCUCCACGCCGAGUAGUGUUUGGCAAAUAGCACUUCGUGUGGGCCUGCGAUUCUGAACAAGACAGGGGAUAAGCCCAACAGGCAUAAUAAAAUAAGCUUUAAGAAACGGUGCCGAGGCUGUCAAAUAAACCCGUGGCUCCCAACAUUUCUUUGCAAAAUUUGAAAUCCCGAUGUAAUCUGGCAAAGAUUAGCGAGACAGUCAUACGCCCGGUUGAUAGCCAAGUUAGGAAAGGACGUAUAAGGUGACAACUAAGCCGCAGGGAAUUACGAAACUCGUAUAAACUUGCAGCAACGGCAGCAAGACGAAAUGAAAACGAUAAUCUUCCUUAUUUUGACAGCUCAUACAACAGAGUUGUCGUCCAUUAGUAGUGCGAGUUACUUUAUACUCUGUAUUUGUUAGCUUAUGAUGUGAGUUCAUUGUCGACUAGACAACAAUAAGGGUUGUUUCUAAAAAAAACCUCAUAGGAAUGGAAUUAAGUCAGUAGGGCCACAUCAGUUUGGGCAAUGUCCAAAAACAACAAUCAGGACGACAUGCACGCAAGAGCAGAAAGUAUUGAUCAAAGGCUCGAUGUGACUGCACGAAGAUUUUCAGACAGCUGGAACGAUCAUAGAUACACGUAGUCUCUCCUGAUGCGGCAGCGUACUAAGUGUUCACCUCUUAUUCAAGCAAACUCAGCUGGUAGUAAACAUCUUCCGCUUCCAUGGCCACAGGAGAGGAAUCGCGGCCAGGAAACCCUAAGACAUUAACGACGUGCAGCUGUCCGACGAUGAACAUCGGGAUAGAAUGCGACGUUUAUAAGAUACUAUUCCUUAAAAGGCGUGGUAGGCUAGCAGCCUUCCAAACAAGAGGGGAGACGCAAAUGCUAAAACACUCACGUCGGCCAACCGAGCUCAGAGGCAGAGAUACGUGACAGUAAUAUCAUGGAUUAUAGACCACAGCAAAUCCUUGAAUAUCGGAGGGGUCACCUAUUGAGGAAUGAAACCAACAACCUCUACAGCUGCAGACCAAAUGGUCGUCUACUAGAUAUUUUAAACGGUUGCAAUAAAUGAAGGAUAGGGCAUUUUCAAGUGUACUUAAUGGAGUAGGCAAAAAUAAAGCGCCAAGCCAAUUAAACCACCGAAAAAGGGAAGUGAGCGAGGCCGAGGGACAUGGUAGCAUUGGUGCGUUCCGUAUGUAAAUCGUGUCCACGACGUAAAUGCGUUUUUGACCAGCAGUGACUCAGCGAUUAUAACGUUUAAAAUCCCCCCGCAAAAAAGUAAGCGAAUUGAAAAUCCACCCUCACAAAACUGACAAGCACAGACCAUUCUACAGCUAGGAGGAAGUCCAAACGGGACAAGCGGGCAAGGAAAAGGUGGCAUUAGACAAAAACACGGAAAACACAUAUAAGUUUUGAGGUCCGCAAAUUUUAGAUCCAAUGAAAUCAGACUUGUGAACUCGGACGCAGAUGAGCAAACAGUGCGCGCCUGACUAGCAGACGGUGGCUGUCCCCGCUUGAGCCUCGUGGUCACUAAGCAGGAUUUUUAUUCCGAGGCACAGAAAGACGCCUAAGGGCAGCAAACGCCAGGAUUUUAAGCGCGACCAAAACCCUUUGGCCCUCGACCAGUUAUCUCACGCUUUUAACGCUUUGGAAGCCUGAGAUAAAAUACCGAAAACCUAAAGCCUGCAUACCCAAGAGGUCAUGGAUUUGCUAGACGUCGCCAUAUGAAGGUAGAAACUAUUAUAGCAAAGAAGUGAGUAACGACUUUCGCAACUGUAAAUGACUUUAUUCUGUGCAAUUACAAACCUUAAAUUGGUUAAAUUUAAAGCUACUCAAUCGCCUGUUGCAUGUGCUAAGGGAGAUAAAUCAGUUCAAAAACCGCAUACUGUCUGCAUAUGCGAAAUAUUCACGAAUUUUAGCUCUCCGCAGGAGAGGUACACGUACAUCUCUUCCACAAUUGGGAGCGUAUAGCUCAAACAAGCUUCAGUGACAAAGGCAUGGUGCUGUUGUCAGAACCGCUUGCGGCUACGACAAAGGUACCGGUUUGAGUUUCAUUUUGCGAAAGACUCCUCAUUUUACAGCAUCCUAGCGAUAUGUCGUUAAAGGGGCCAAUUAACCCGAUGCAAAAUCUCGUUCAGUUAUAUAAAACGGAGCUGAUGCAAGCAUAGUUAGUGUCGCAGUCGAAUGCCGUAGGAGAGGCGCAGAAUUGUCAGUCAGCAAAGCCAGGCUCAGAAAGACCACGAACUGUAACAAGGUUACUUUGGGCAAGCCCUGAAGGCCAGGAACACUAUGCUCUAGUUUACGAUGACGGCAUUGACCCUGUCGAGUGAGCAGACGAUCACCGAUGCCGUCGAAGUGCCAAUAAACAGAAAUUGGAUUGGUUAAAGGCGUCGGUUACAACACGAUAGUCUGGAACCUUAAAGAAAACAGUAGGCAUCAUUAUGAUAACGGAUUUUAUUUUCUUUUGCGAUCAGGCAGUCAGCAAUGAAUGCAAAGUAGCGGGUAUCUUUCUAAAAAAAACCUUAAACAGUUCUAUCACGAAAAUAAGCACAAGCACGCAAGAAAAGAACGUGUCCAAUGUGCGUUUAUAGGCCAGAACCUACAUUAUCGUGCCCAUCAGUCGCAUUUUUUAAAUCAAUCAUGAUUGACUGAAGAUUGUUGCUCAUCACAGCGUGAAUAAUCGAUGUCACCCAUGCAUAAGAUGACUCGGUAGACACCUUAAGCGCGGAGCAGCACCGGGAUUCAACGCAUGUAACGAUUCUAUUUAGGUCAACUUAAACAAAAUAUGUUCGGACACCAAUAACAUAUUUUUUUGCAAUUUAAAUUUAUAAAUAAGUGGAUAAAGGAUGAUUAACAUCAAGGUUAAUGUCCUUUAAAUAGUCGCUAUCCGGCCGGGACUUUUGGUACUCCCUGCCCUCCUGCCGUUGGCUGUCUUGGUUAGGCUGAUUACUGUUAUUCGCUUUUCCCUUUACUUCUGUAGUUCGGUGACGCGUGAUCUUUUUGGCCUAUCUUGUUUUAUUGCUUUGUUUUACCUAGCCGAUCUAGCGACCCUGGCAUUCAACCUUUCUUGAUCUGAUAUCAUAAUAUUUGCACAUUCAUUUUCUUCCGCGUCCUUUACUUAAAGCACAGGCCGGAAAUUGCUCUGGCAUUUGCAGCACUUUUUGUCUUUGUAUUCUCACGUAUGUUUUCUGAACCAUAUAGACCCACAGCUAUGUACGAUCCUAUCAAGGCCGCUGAACUAACUACUGUUUUUUUUAUCAGUGGUCCAGUCGAUCUGUGUGGUCACCUAGGUACAUGAGGAAGUAUUCUUCCCUAUGCACUGAACAAGAGGACCUGGAGAACAUUGACAUCCUGACCGAGCUUAGCAGAAUGGGCCGCACUGAACCCUCUGGGCUUCAAAAGAAGAGGUGUUCACGGGGAGGGGUUUAUUAGAUCUAGAGGUCUGACGUUUCGAGUAGUUGCACCGUCAACUUAUCUUCAGAGACUGGGAAGUCGUGCGCACAGCUCUCCUUAUAUGACACGUUCUUUUUGAUGCUUGGCUUCGUGUUGGUACUUUACUUAAUCUUAUCAGCCUUGGACUAAAUUUUCUCCUGAACUUCGUGGGCCAUCUUUUGUUUCAUGUACUUUGAAAUGGACCGAUAGACGCUAGUGACUCAACUUAGUUGACUAUCAUCGUCCAGUCAUGCACAUAUUGCUACCGCAAAGUGCCUCUGCAGCACUGUUGAUAAGACUUAUGUCACGGUAGUUCUUUCGCUUUGUUUUAUCCCUUUUUCUUGAAGUCAAGAGCAAGGAUGGCAGAGUCGCAGAACUUCACCUACUGAAGCCUGGUCAAUUGCCUCAUUAGGCCUGGAUAUCAGCGUCAACGCAGGCCCUGCAGACCUCAGUGGGGAUGCCGUCCUCUCCGAGCGCCCCAUUGCACAUCAGUGUUGCAGCUGUGAGUUAUUCCUGCAAUGGUCAGGCGACACAGUAUAGGCUGGAGAAAGAUGAAACCCCGCUAUGGAAAGCGGGUAGGGACUUGGCCACCGAGGCUGGGGAGGUUCCCCAAGCAUUCGUGUGAAAGCUCAUCGUUAACCGAGUUGUCUACAAUAAAUUCAUCCCUCACAUCAAUCGGUUACUGUGUCUGGAGUUAUCUACCACCAAUUUGGCCAGUAAGUUGGGGGUUUUCGGGUGCCACUGAUGUUUGGAAGUCACUCUAUUAAUGUCACCAUUUUAGUAUUAUGGUAGUUGUGCACUUCUUUCACUGAUCUUGUGCAACUUAAUGAAAUAGUCACUGUUGCGAGAUCUAUCAUGAGUCGUAUCCUUAGAUAACUCUAACGUUCUUUGACUGUUUCAAUCAUUACGGCGCCGGAAGUUGGCAAUCAUCAGCUUUGCCGGCCAUUGCAGGUUCUGUCCCGCCCACCACCAGUCUCUGUGGUGAAAACUGCAACUAGACAGUAUGCCGGUGAAAACCCUCUCUACGAUCGAAGCUUGCGAUCACACUAGUGCAAGGCUUUAGACAGCAGCAAUCCAUCCACUCGCGCGAUAUUCGGCCGAGCUUCGGUUGAGGCUCCAUAAUGUUUCCCAUCUGGUUUUUAGUAGGUCAGCUUGAAGGAGUGGUUAGUUUCAAAUUUACGGGGGACAGGCCACCGUGGACUGAAUAAAUCAGGGACGACGUCGCUCAAAUUGAUACUGUUUGCAGUUUUACGGGCGUUCGAAAAUAAAUAAAGGCACGUCCCAAUAUCCAAAUCACCACAAAGGCGCACGCGUACCGGACACCGUUUUGGUCAGUCUUCCUGUAUAUUUGUGAAUAUACUUGUACUUAGUACGACUGUGAUCGUUCCUCAUUUAGCUGGCCCUCGAUGAUGUCACGUGUGAUACCUCUCCACGCUUGACGGUCUGCAACAGCUGAUCUGGACAGUUCGACUCAUUAUCUUUUCCAGCCACGGAGACCGAGUGCUGAAGGUCGAAGAACCACUUUCAUAUCUUGACAAACUGUGUCGAGCCAUGUCCUGAGUGGACUUCCUCUUCGACGCCUCCAGAUGGUAGACGGCGCUUGAUCGAGGGCAGUAACACUAAGCCCUUGAGGCGGACGACGAAGGACUUACCCAGACCACCGAAGUCGUUUUUCUUGGAUGGCCCGACACAUCCUUGCAAUAUUGUCUCAGUGAAUGGGAAUUGCACCAUUUAAGAGGAAGUGGGUGUAUUUUACUCGAAGGAUGGUCCUCGGGCAUCGGCGCUCAAAUGCCUCUGGUUUUCGCUCAUCUUCCACGCCAAAGGUCCACUAUUCACGACCAUAAAGGACUGACCGGCCGGCUCGACGGUGCAUGCAGAUCUUAGCGGCGAUGGAGAUGUCGGGUCCAUAGGCACUUUCUAGGGAUUUAGAAACUCUGGAGCACAAUGAUUCGGAAGACAAUACUGUCCUCACUUUGUCCAAUGGGCAGUAGUCUCGCCCCAGGUGUUUGAAAGUCUAGUUUUUCAGGUUGACACCCGUUAAUCUGGAGGGGUACUCUAUGCUGGUCAGGAAUGCAGCUCUAAAACAAUUCGGUCUUCCCAGAGUUAAUGGAUAAGCCGACUGAAGUAGCGAUUUCAUUCACCCGUGACACCACAGACUGUAGACCACCAAAGCUUGAGACUAGCAAGGCGAUGUCAGCAUAGUCGAGAUUAGUCAACCAGCGUCCGGGUGCGACCCUCACACUGUUAAAAACUGUGUAGGCUCCUUCCUAGAGUCCAGUCGAUAGCGUAAUUGAGCAGAAUGGGUGACAUGAUGUAAUGAUGUCGAACACCAGGUUAAAUAUCGAGCACUUGGAAGAGCUUUUCAUGGACGGGAACUCGCGCGGUGGUGGAAUGAUAGUAAAGCUUGAUCAUGACGAUAAUUCUGGCAAGCACACCAUCUAGCUCAAUUGUUCCCCUUGGGGACUCACAGUGGACACAAUCGAACACUUUAGUGAAGUGAACAAAGCAGACGGCCGUCGAUUACUGGUAGUCAUGGCGGAGUUCCAGAAAGCGCUGCAGUACGAAUACCUGGUCCGCACAUCCACGCCCACCUCGGAAUCCGGCUUGGUUGGCCCUUGUCCUAGAGUCACGCACAGUCUGGAAUCGUCUGAGAAGGAUGACGAGGCCUAUGUUGUGGUAGUUCUCGCACUUGGUCAUAUCUCUUUUCUUGAAGACAAGCACAAGCAUGCUCCAGCUCCAGUCACCAGGACGACCUCACCGCCUUACGCUUGCUCAGUCACCCCCUGGAGCCAGUGUACCAGAGUGGCAACACAAGACUUUUAGAUUUCAGCUGGAAUACCGUCCCCUCCGGACGCCUUAUUUUUGUACCUCCUCUGUAUUGCAUCGGCACCUUCUCCCUCUGACUCCUGUGUAUGGAAAAUGAAACUUUUGACCACCCUUCCCAAUGAACUGUCCACAUAGUCCAGCACACCAACUUCGUGUUCAACAAAGAUUCGAACACACUGGGACCACGCCGUGUAAAUAUCUGGAGACAUGCAAAAAAGACGACUGAGAUGGUAUGAGCACAUUCUUUAUCGCCCGCCUGACGAGUUCAGUGCUGCUGUUUUAAAUCUGACGCAGCUGUUUGACUGGAGGUGUGGAAGAGAUCAGCUAAAAACCUGACUCGACACAAUCUAUGGAGACAUUAAGGCGACCCCUGGUACAUGCUCUUCGCUCCCGGAGAAGAGUAGACUGGGCUAUCAAUGUUCGGUGGCACUGGUCGUCGUGUGUGAAGGAGUUCAAUUAGCAACAUUAAAGCUAGGCGGAUCGGACAUACUAACAAGCGUAACAGCUAGAAGUACUAGCCUUCCGCUGUCAUUCUGGCCGCAAAUCGAUAUCAUUUUCAAAACUUCGUCUACGUUAUGCUGUCUACCAGUUCGACCGUUACGAAGGAUGAUGUUAGCCGUGUGCCGCGCAACAUGGCCGGCGCAGGGAUGGUGACUUACGCGUGAAUUAGUUUAUAGUGACUUGCGCAGAAUAUAUCACACACUCCAUCCCCACCCUCAUGGGCCGGUGUCAAGAAAGAGUCAGUAAGACCGGAGGCAGGCUGACAAGGCUAAACAACCCGUCUACGCGUGCCGCACACGCUACGCCGGGUUUUAUGAGAAACAAGGAGCGGUCAGCUCGGAUCCCUACUGGGUGGCAGUGCUAUAAGGAUAACAUUCAGGGGCCAUUGCAGUCUGACUCCGUCUUGAAAGGACCGACUCAACCUCUCAGUUGGAAGUCUUCCAUGCCACAACGUUUUUGCGCAUCGUGGUUGUUUAAAGGCGCGUUAGAUUGUUUACAGUGCCGAGGGGACGUAGUCCCCAAAUUCGGCCUCACUCUCCUCCCUCUGCCAAUCAUCAGCCCACCAUCCGAGGCGGUCAGUCAUCGAAUUCGAAAGUUGGGCCCAAGUGGCUGGCGCGGCAUGAGCCCGUACUUGGGUGCGUCACAAUAAUCUCCACAUUAGGAAGUCUUUAUGGGGUGCGUGAGCUGCGCAGUUCGGUUAACCCGUAUCAAACCGUAAUCUAGCUCCCGUGUUGGUCCAACGCAUCUGCGUGGCCCGUUGUAGGACCAUGUCGCCUAUAAUACAUUUCACAACAUGCUGUUACAUUGGUUGAUUUAAUUGCACGUGUUGGAAAGUGUAGUCAAUGACGCAGUUGAACACUAAUUUGACUGACGCCGGGGGUAACACUGAAGGAUUAAAAUGAACUGUUAGCAGUAGUGGCGGUUGGUUCAGCGACAAGUGCUAAUUAACAGACAUCUCCCGCCGAAAGCGGCAUUUUUUCCGCUCGGCAUGUUGCUGUGCAAGUGUAAGCGAUUGAAAACAAUUGCGAAGACUUGCAGCAUGGCAGGCAAAACUGUUGUCAUGAUGGUAUUUGUGCAACUGUCUUGCUCUUCAUGAAGAUUGACGAAACAGCAUCAUAGCUCCGGUCUCUGUGUGUGGCCUCUUCUUCCCAGAUUACAGUCAAACGUCACGUACCCGGUGGACUUGCUACCAAAUAGUACUCGAAUUUUCGCCUAAGGGCGGCCUCAUUAGGUGCUUUGUUCCUUCUUAGUUUCACCAUCACACUAAGCACCCCCGCAGAUGGUGACCCGAAGUUUCAGUCAUAUCCGGAUGCCAGGCUGAAGAAAUUGAGUCUGGGUCUUGGAAACGGAAAAAAAUGUUCCUCCUAUGCGAAUGGUGAUGCCAACUUCGACUUUGUUAGCGCACUCCGAUUGUCUCUGAUCGUUUAAGCAGUUCGAUUAAAGCGGUGGCUUAUCUUAAGAAUCUGGUUCGAACUCUUUUAAUCGUUGGCUAAAGUGAGUUCCAAAUGUCAGACGAUUCUGCUUCAUAGUUCGUUACGGUCGUGCCGCGGAGAGCAUGUGGUCUUGACAUCCAAGUCUGUGAACUUAGGAUCGUCAUGAAGAAAAACGGCCCUUACACUGUCAGCCAUUCCAUAAAAACCUAACUCUGGCGACGUCUGCUGUGACCCGUCACCUCAAGUGAGAUAUUUUGAGGAGCCUGUUUUAGUUAGCGUCAUUUAGUUUUAACUGAGGACACUUGAAACGCGACCCAUUUGGGCAAGAUGGUUGUGAUAGCUAAACGGAAGCCUGUGGCAGUGUCCGGAUCCUUGGGACAGUGGAAAUUGCACUUCUUCAUAUGUUCUGCCCUUCCAACCAUGGCUUCUUAGCCGUAACCAUGCCCCACCCUCAAGACACCCCAUGUGAGUGGCAACGAAUUGGUCUGGCGUUCUCGCACUACUAUUUAGGUGAUUUGAUUUUGCACCUCAGUCUUAUUUGUGCGUUAGGUAACAAUGUCUCCUGGGAUGGUAGAAGUAGGGGUUCGUGUGAAUUAAGGAUCUAGGCGAAACAAAAUUUGCGACGGUUUACCGUUGCGUACUGGCAGAUGACUCAUGUCGUAGAUUCAUCUCAGUUGCACUUUCUGCCAUUAAAAUGGCCGCAACGACAAGACCACCUAUUUGGACACGCCUGACCAUACUCUGAAGUUUCUUACAGAGAGCCUCUUCUUGCAUCUCAUCAGCAUCCAGCGCAUAGACGUGCGUCGUAAUGACUGACACUGCCACAAGCACAAGCAUGGUACCCGCUGACUUCGACCACUCUGAUCACUCUGAGUGCUUAUAACGCCCUGUCAGUCAAAUUUGUCAGCCACACUGUUGCGGUACAGUAGAAGGCGAUUAUCGUUGUCUACUACCUUAAUCCUGCAUAUACGAGCUGUUUAGCUUCAUUAGCCAAUGUGUCCGAGCCCAUCUCCGGUCUUUUUGACUUUGUCUUGACCUCGGGUCCAGGAGGACGAGGAAACGAGAGUGCGGUCGCUACAGCCCAAGACUCCCAUUACUUUCAUGCGCAAUUCAUCGUUCCUGCGCCAACUAUGCUGUGGAACACACGGACAUCGUCGGCAACGACAGUUGAACUGUCAAUGCUGGGCACUUCAGGACCGCAAUGUCAGUACUGUACUAUACCAACGUUUGCAUGGUCCAUGUGAUGUUGGUGCGAGAAGUGUUGACACAUUUCAGUGUGUGACGCUCAGUUUCCUUUUGCCCAGAGAGGCCCUCUUGUCCCCCUUUUAUCUGACCCUUUGACCCAGUUCAGUGUGUGUCACUUCUCGCGGGUGUCGUAACAGGAGUCGAGACUCGUAAUAGAGGAACUUGCAUCUUUAAAAUACCGUUCUCUCUUUUUUUGCGAAUUUUCGAUCACUAGGUUUUUGUGCGCACGCUAUUCUGUGCCCUGGCUAUCCUUUUAUUACAAAGUCUGUCGGAGCAUUCAGUUAAUAGCAUCUAUAGGGUUACUUUAACUAAACAUUCAUUUAGAACCCAGCUUUGACUUUGUGCAAGUAACGUAUUUAUUAUAACGUUGUGGUUUCCUAUGAGGUUUGUACAAAAUAACUUAUACUUUUCAAAUGAUGACUCGUAACGAACUCCAGUAACCGUAAUAAAAACUGUUUACAUCCGCACAUUUCCAGCUUUUGUUUAUUCUUAGAUCCUAUGAGCACUUUUAGGGCCUAUUCAGCUGCUUUUUUAUUGCAGGAGGUUUUACCUUGCAUGGAACUGUGAUAGUCACUUAGCAAGAGACAAAUUGCAUAUAUUUAAUGAAGCGUCUCUUUAAUCGUAUUUUUGCACGCCGUAAUGGAGAAUGAUAUAACCUCCUUGAUGGGUCAAAAACUGAGUGUUUUGAUGAUUUUCCUCGAGCCCAUCGCCUUUUCCUUGGUUAUGGGUCCGUUUGGAUUCAAUAGUUCUAAUCAAUGCUGCCGGCCUCAGACCACCUAACAGUCACAAUAGCCUUUUUCCUACGAGUUCAGUUUGCUGUUGUGUUUUGACGCAUAGUCGAUAUCGAGACACAUCUUCCAAUUGCCGUUGGUCAUCGUACUGGAGCCGCCCUUCGUCAUGCCGCAGUCCGAGCAAAAAUUAGAUUGUUCGUACAACAUAAACGAAAUUUUGAAAUCAUACAGUGCCGGCGAAUCUGUCCAUUUUAGUUUAGCUUUUUCGGACCCAUCUGUCAAUCUUUUCGCCAUUCCGAUGUAGUUCGUGUUGCAAACAGUGGUUCCAUAGUUAAUUUGGGUGUAGGUCAUUCUUUAUUUGCUGAGUUGUUCAUGCAAUUUCUGCUCAAUCUCUCUCAACUGAACGUUUGCAACGACAGAAAGACAUCGCCGACCUUACUUAUCUUAAAAGCUCAAGUUUAUGUUACGAAACUUCUUGGUACACUAUUGAAUCGUGUUCUCGUGACGGCGUCCUCCGUUGUCUGUCGAAGUUCCUUUCAUUUACAAUUUAACAUCUGCUUUUGACAACCUGGUAUGGAAACGAGUAAAAUGCGAAAGCAAGAUUUUUCUUUUUAAGUGGCACAUAGUGUCGUCCCAAUUAGAUAAAAAAAAUUGUCUCACAUGAGGCUUCGGAAUUAAGAACUAAAAUAGCAAAUCAUUUUGUACUAGCCUAGUGUAACCUUCGUAAACCGUUACAUAGAAGUGGUGCUCGCCUGUCUAUCAGCUCUCCUUUGUUCUUGAAACUCGUGUUUAUUACCCUCGCAGGUAAUCACAGUGGCGCGCAAUUAUUAUUCUGCGUUGCAAAGAAGACGGGGUUUUGCAGCGCUAGGUUCUGGCGUGACUGGUUGACGAUACAAACUAAGCCGGAAGCGACCCUUCCAUGUCUUUGCUAGUAACAUCUACCGGACAAGAGGUCGAUUACGCACAAGGCCGCAUGAGGGGUAAUGUGUAAACGCUGCGCAGUCGUCUAAUUUCACUGACUCGCUUAAGGUCUCUGACUGAUGACAACAAAUGGGCCUUAAAUGGCCAUCCAGUUAGCCCUCGCCCCUUUCUGCAAUACCUAUUGAUCAUAAAUUACUCGUCGUUAUGCGAUCACCGACAUCAGCCGUUAAUCAGAGCUGACAACGUGUACCACAUCUCCUUAUCGUCAACUUGCCGCGGAUUAUGGCACGCCGUCUAUGGUUUCGGUCAGAAACAUGGAGUAGGCCUCUGAUAGUGUAAUUCCGCGCCUAAUGAAUAGAGUCUGAGCUCCAACCUCUGGUCUAUCCUGGCCCUGUCGUGAGUCUGAUUGACGACGGUAGGUAAGUUAAAAAUGGUCGAGCAAAUCUAGUAUAGUUAGUUUGUCAGCGUUUACGGCCUAGUUGAUCGAGAUUGUCUGCCUUACAAGAUGUAUCAACGAAGCUAAGAUCGGGUUAGUUAUUCAACGCACGGUUUUGAAAGUUGACUGCAUGUUACACCUCGACAGCCACGGAGACCAGUCUAGAACUUUAUCGGACGAUAGGAAUCGCUCUAUCAUAAAACUGUGACAUUGCAUAGGACAAACUCGCCAUCCCUGAACAGCGUUGUUACUGGCAGUGAUGCUUCCCCCCCCACCCACCUCGGUCCGUUGAAUGGUCACUUCGGUUGCCCUAUAUGUUUUGUGUUUCCUUGAAGGAAGCCCAAGAGGUGGGUGAUGGGCAAUGAACUAUGAAACAGUCAUUGCUUACUGAAAACGGAUCUUUUGGUUCUGUUAAUUAUUCCGCUAGCAAUAGGUACAUCUUGGUAGUGUGUGGUUAUGUAGCCCCACCUGAGGAACACAAUACCGUCGGGGUUGGGGUUAGAGUUAGGGUUAGGAUCAGGGGUUAGGAAAACUAUUUCUCAACCACUUAAAGUACAACCGCGCAUUCCCAGCAGCUUUUAUUUUGCAUACAAAUACUUGACCUCGUCGCCUGUGCGUCCCCUGGACCCACCUGUAAAAACCUAUUACCACUGGUCCUGUAUUACAGGUGGCUGGGGUUUGUUUUCUUCAGGCGGGGAUAUAUAACCAUAUCUGACCUUCAUCUUUUCCGAUUUAAUUAAUAGUGACUAAGGUAGUCGCCGUAUACGGCACUGUUUUCUACCCGGAUGUUUAAUUGCAUUUGCCGAGGAAGCGCGCUGGCGAAGGAGUUGAAAGAAUUGCUCUCAGCUUGCCUCAGCGAACUAUUGACCCCCUUUUUUCAUCCCCUAGACACCUAUCCAUCACAGCGUGACGUACAGUCCAUGAAGGGCGCGUCACUUCGGAAGUUUGGGAAAGGUGGGUCGCAGCCCCUGCGCAGCGACUCCACCUCUCGAUCGCCAAGGCAACCAAUCCCCGGCCCCACUACUCCUGCGCAUUUUUUCGGUCUUCUCAUCUUCUCCCUCCUUAAGAAGCCCAUGUUUGUGAACAGCAGCGUCAAAGCAGGCAUCUACGUUUGCGCUGCUGCUGCUGGCUCACUCAUUUUCGACUUUGUUAAAAUGCCACCAUGUUUCUUCUCUAACAGGCGAAAUGUUUUCAACCUAGUGUUUGUAAAAUGGGGCUGGGCGUGGACGUUCUGCUCACUCAGCCUUUUUGUCAUCCUCUCCACUUAUGUCUACACCGGUGGCAACAAACGCCUUAUCCGGGCACAUAUGAUGCGGAUGUUGACAGGUUCUGCCUGCUGGUAUGUCUUCACGGGUCUCUUCAACACCGUUGAAGCUUCCUUUGGCCGGUGCUAUGAUCAAAAUGGGGCUUUGCUGAAGACACAAACCGGUGGUCAUCCCUUCUCUCGUCGUUCUUGCCGCCAGUCAAAGGGCCAUUGGAUGGGUUUCGACAUCUCAGGGCACUGUUUCUUGCUGGUAAUGUGCAACCUUUGGAUCAUUGAAGAACUCCGAGUCAUGCGUUCUUGGCCGGUUCUUGCUGGAUUGCUGGGCGUCAACUCACAUACAGACUCCCAAGACGAUGACAUGGGUUAUUUCCCCUCGUCAUCAACAUCCGCCUCGGACUCUUCCACGCCGUCGGGGUUGCCAAAUGUUUCUGUCAGAGACCUCCAAGUCAUGCGUUCGGCGUACAUUCGACUGAGCCGCAACUUGCGAGUCAUUUUCUCCUUUACUGCUUGUUUGUCGCUCCUCUGGGACUUUAUGCUCUUUGUAACCAUUGUUUAUUUUCAUACCAUGCCGACAAAAUUGCUGGGCACGGCUUUCGGCAUCACUUGCUGGUUUCUUUGUUAUCGAGUUGCUUUUCCGCUGAUGGAGGCUGGUGCCGCCUGUGGUUUGGCUCCGGGCAUGCCUGGUGACGGUCCGCUGCAUUUCAUGUCGUACCGGUGA
Messenger RNA from Spirometra erinaceieuropaei, 15267 nucleotides. NCBI's taxonomy places the organism in Eukaryota, Metazoa, Platyhelminthes, Cestoda, Diphyllobothriidea, Diphyllobothriidae. The record is from the annotation of a GenBank genome assembly.